AUGGCAGAACUUUUGGUGGGCGCGUCCACAGGUGCCCUGGGUUCCCUCCUGAGAAAGUUGGCUGCAAUGUUGAGAGAUGAAUACAAGCUUCUCAAGAAUGUCUGUGGUGAUAUCAAAUUCCUCAAGGGUGAGCUCGAGGCCAUGCAUGCAUUCCUCCUUGAUAUGGCAGAUGUGCAGGAACCUGACCGCCAAGCCAAGCUUCGUGCGGAUGCUGUGCGGGAGCUGUCAUAUGACAUCGAGGACAAGAUCGACAAGUUCAUGCUGCUUGUGGACCAUGAGUCCAGUGUUGGCUCUGAUGGCUUCAGGGAGCUAUUUAGCAAAACAAUGAAAAAGAUAGCUGACCUCAAGACACGCCAUAAAAUCACUAAGGACGUCAAAGACAUUAAAAGCCAAAUCAAGGAGGUCACUGAGAGACACGCAAGGUACAAGAUCGAUGAGUCCUCUAGAACUAUAAAUAGAAAGGUUGACCCUCAACUUUGCGCGGUCUAUAAAAAUGGAUCAGAACUUGUUGGCAUUGAUGGCCCGAGAGAUGAGCUUGCGAAGUGGUUGUGUGACAAGGAGGGUGAAUCAGCACAUCGACUUAAAGCUGUCUCUAUUGUUGGAUAUGGGGGUUUAGGAAAGACAACUCUUGCCAAACAGGUCUAUGACAAUCUUGGAGCAAACUUUGAAUGUCGGGCUUUUGUGUCAAUUUCACGAAGUCCUGAUAUGAUGAAGAUCUUGAAUUCUAUAUUAUCUCAACUCUGCAACCAAGACUAUGCUCAUGCUGGAACACAGGAUCCACAACACAUCAUUGACCAAAUCAGAGAUUUCCUAAAAGAUAAAAGAUAUGGUAGGUUUACACUUUCUGGUAUUUAG
Molecule: messenger RNA, 855 nt
Organism: Brachypodium distachyon (stiff brome)
Lineage: Eukaryota; Viridiplantae; Streptophyta; Magnoliopsida; Poales; Poaceae
Product: putative disease resistance RPP13-like protein 3
Exons: 3
Coding region: 1-855 (284 amino acids)
Molecular function (GO): ADP binding
Source: RefSeq, a predicted model, not a curated record